GUGUAUGAGGGCGUUGUACCAGCAGUAGCAGAACGCGUCGUGCUGCACAAGCUGGUGUUAAUGCAUGCGCCAUUCGCGCCCCUCAGGCCCUCCAACCCCCGCCCCCUCCGCACGCCUGCUGCGCGCGCCAAUGUGACGCGUAACGGUAAGCUAGCGCAGCGCAGGACAUGCGCGAGUGGCCGCACCAGCGG
Closterium sp. Naga37s-1 is the source of this 191-nucleotide messenger RNA. Lineage: Eukaryota; Viridiplantae; Streptophyta; Zygnematophyceae; Desmidiales; Closteriaceae. The record is from the annotation of a GenBank genome assembly.